Molecule: messenger RNA, 1666 nt
Organism: Zingiber officinale
Lineage: Eukaryota; Viridiplantae; Streptophyta; Magnoliopsida; Zingiberales; Zingiberaceae
Product: probable receptor-like serine/threonine-protein kinase At5g57670
Exons: 7
Coding region: 327-1433 (368 amino acids)
Biological process (GO): protein phosphorylation
Molecular function (GO): protein kinase activity; ATP binding
Source: RefSeq, a predicted model, not a curated record
UUCAAAGGAAGCAAGCAAAAGGCUGCCGCCACAUCCAAGAUCCAGCUUCCUCCAUCAAGGCACGAGUAAUUUGUAGUUUUCCUCAAGGCCGAAGCAGCCAUGGAUGGAGGUGACUCCGUGAUUCAAGAAAGCAACCAUGGCAGCUCGGAUUCCCCUUUAAAAGCUCCCACCUUCCUCAUUAAUGAUGCUCUGUAGCGUACGUCCCUCGUAAAGCAAAGCUAUGCACGGCCAUGGUGGACUGGUUUAGUGCCCAUUGAGGAACACUUGCUUCGUCUUCCUGUUCGUCUUCUACUGCUUCAGGAGCUCUUAGCUUGCUCUAGGAAUUAAUGCGUCUCAAAAGCAUGCUUCUGCUAUUUAAAUUCGGCAGGCGGAGAAGGAAAGGAGAGGCCGAAGAGCCGCCUCUGUUUGAUGCCCAAGCACUGAAAGCGCCAGCUUGGAGAUGCUUCUCCUACGAGGAGGUCCACAGAGCCACCAAUGGCUUUAACCAAGCAGACAAUCUGGUGGGGAGAGGAGGCCACGCGGAGGUGUACAGGGGAGUGCUGGAGGACGGACAUGCGAUCGCGGUGAAGACGAUGGCCAGAGCUUCGUCGGAAGAGCAGAAAGAGAAGGACUUCUUAACAGAGCUGGGCACCGUCGGCCACGUCCGCCAUGCCAACGUCUCCCCCCUCAUCGGUUGCUGCAUCGAGCGCGGCUUCCACUUGAUCUUCGAGUUCGCCUCCAAUGGCUCCGUCUCCUCCAACCUCCACGAUGAGAGCAGACCUCCCAUGGAGUGGAAGCUGAGGUACGACAUUGCUCUAGGAACUGCAAGGGGACUGCAUUACCUGCACAAAGGGUGCCAGAGAAGGAUCAUCCAUAGAGACAUCAAGGCCACCAAUAUACUCCUCACUCAUAAUUUUCAGCCCCAAAUAUCCGAUUUCGGGCUCGCGAAAUGGCUUCCAUCGGAGUGGAUUCAUCGCACCGUGAAACCCAUAGAAGGCACAUUUGGGUGCUUGGCGCCGGAGUAUUUCAUGCAUGGGAUAGUGCAUGAGAAGACUGAUGUCUUUGCAUUUGGUGUCUUCCUCUUGGAGAUUAUAUCGGCGAGGAAUCCGGUCGACGGAUCUCACAUGAGCUUGGUCAGUUGGGCAAAGCCUUAUCUAAGAGAUGGCUCAAUAAGAAUGCUGGUGGAUUCAAGAUUAGGAGAUCAUUACGACUGCGAGCAGCUACACAAGCUCGCUUUCGCCGCAUCCCUCUGCAUCAUACCGGCACCAACAUCUCGUCCUUCGAUGACCGAGGUACUGAACAUAAUCGAAGGCAAAGAGAUGGUGCAGGAUCAGUUGAAGUUGCCAGGUGAGGAUGAGGAGAAAGAAGAACUUUGGGACUUUGACGAUUUGGACUACUCCGAUGAAGAAUCCAAUACCUCGUCGUCAUCGACCAUCGGAAGCUCACGUUCAUGACUAGCCAAGUGAAGGUGCAGGAAUGUACUGUCAACCAAGCAUCUUCUCUGAUCCUAUUUCUUGAGGAACAAGCAUCAUUGAGAUCGCUAGAUAGGUUUGGAGACUAUUCUAUUACCACUUGAUGGAAUUAAUACCAUCAAUACGCAUAAUUUUCGAUGAAGACUGAUGCCUAUAGACUGCAAGAACCCCUUUUUUUUCAUAACUAACGGUGAGAUCAAUCACACAAAUAAAAG